This is a messenger RNA of Protopolystoma xenopodis, 945 nucleotides long. Lineage: Eukaryota; Metazoa; Platyhelminthes; Monogenea; Polystomatidea; Polystomatidae. The record is from the annotation of a GenBank genome assembly.
AUGAUGGUGAUCUGGGCUAGCGAAUUUUUGCCCUCUUUGGCGGCACGUCGUAAUGAGAAUCAACUUAUCUACUCACGAAACCACUCGGGGGCCUGUCUUCUCAUCGACUACAUCUCACGCGAACUCGCCAAUGCAGGCGACUCUCAACCUCCCACCUCAAUCUUGCCCUCUGGAGCUAAUAAGGAGGAAGACAAAACUUUAGUAAGGAUGGCGCUUCUUCCACCAGAACUAUUAAGUAAGGAAACAAAGACCGAAGUUAUUACUUCAUCACAUCGUACCAAUCAAAGUGCCUCUACCUCCGACCUCCUUAUUGAGACGCCUUCUAAUAUUGUGGUCUGCUCUACACUCUCUACUGGUUGUUCUGUGCGCGUCAUCUAUGCCAAUCUCGAUUGGGUCUGUCUGGUACCAUGGUGGGCCGUUUGGCCCUUCGAGACGCUCCUGGUACCUCGCCGUCACGUCGGGCGUCUCGACGAACUUACUUUUGAGGAGCGUAAUCAGCUCGCUAAGCUUCUUAAACUUCUGCUAACUGGCUAUGAUGCUCUUUUCCAGACUAAUUUUCCUUAUUCCAUGGGCUGGUAUCAGGCUCCUAUCUUGCCAGUGUUGGACCGUGGGUUUGGUACAUUUCCAGACGUUUCGCUGGCAGCGUCAGUGCGUCUUGUGGUUCUCAGGACCAAGCUACAACUUUCUAAAGAGACAAACACGCUUUUUCAAUCUCAUGUUGAUGCAUCUCUUACAAUACCCCCUAUCCUGAACAAUUAUUUUUCUCCUUUUUCAGGUUUGACCAUGGACCACUGGCAAUUACAUGCCGUAUUUUAUCCGCCAUUGCUGCGCUCAUCCUCUGUACGUAAAUUCAUGGUUGGAUAUGAACUACUAGCUGAGGCACAACGGGAUCUCACCCCAGAAAAGGCGGCGGAAAUACUUCGUAGCCACAUUAAUCCGAAAUGA